AUGAAAGAGAAGAGUAAAAACGCGGCGCGCUCCAGACGUGAAAAAGAGAACUCCGAAUUCCUCGAACUGGCGAAACUCCUUCCACUACCGUCUGCUAUCACAUCACAACUGGACAAAGCGUCCGUGAUACGCUUAACCACCAGUUACCUGAAGAUGAGGCAGGUGUUUCCUGAUGGUCUCGGAGACGCUUGGGGAGCAGCACCACCACCUCUACAACCGCGCGAGCUCUCCAUCAGGGAGCUGGGCUCGCAUCUUCUCCAAACCUUGGACGGAUUCAUCUUCGUCGUGGCACCGGAUGGGAAGAUCAUGUACAUCAGUGAGACCGCAUCGGUGCAUCUUGGACUCAGUCAGGUUCAGUUGACCGGCAACUCAAUAUACGAGUACAUUCACCAAGCGGACCACGAGGAGAUGAGCGCGGUUCUGAGCCUGCAGCAUCCACACUCUUAUUUAGGACACCAAUAUUCAAGCUUGGGAUAUCCAGUGGGCGGCACGUGGGGCCCCACAGUGGACGUGGAAUGCGAGCGCGCCUUCUUCAUACGGAUGAAGUGUGUACUCGCAAAGAGAAACGCGGGACUCACGACGUCCGGAUAUAAGGUCAUCCACUGUUCAGGCUACCUGAGAGCUCGUAGAUUCGGCGAGGCUACAGCACCUCUAGGUUUGAUUGCUGUGGGACACUCACUGCCGCCAUCUGCCGUCACCGAACUCAAGCUCCACUCCAACAUGUUCAUGUUCCGAGCGUCGCUGGACAUGAGACUCAUAUUCCUUGACGCUAGAGUGGCUACACUGACAGGAUACGAACCCCAGGAUCUCAUCGAGAAAACGCUCUAUCACUUCAUCCAUGGAACGGAUGUGCUUCACAUGAGAUAUUCUCACUGCACGUUAUUAACAAAAGGCCAAGUAACGUCCCGCUACUACCGCUUUCUAACAAAGUCCGGCGGCUGGGUAUGGAUGCAGAGCUAUGCCACCAUAGUACACAACUCGCGGUCAUCCAGACCUCACUGCAUCGUAUCGGUUAACUAUGUACUUAGCGACAUCGAAGAAAAACAUCUGAUACUAAAUAUAGACCAAGGUCCGCCGAAGCUGAACAGCCAUACGGAAGUGCCAACGCCAUCCCACGUUCCCACCACCACCACAUCACCACAAAUGCCGCACGUCAGACAUACAGACAACAAGGUCAACCAUAUACAUCUAAACGAAAGCGAUUUCAGCACAGACUCGAGCGGUGGCUACAAUUACCCGGAGUACACGUUACCAGUAAUGCCGCCAUACGAAACACCCGAAGACUACCACCAACCACAAAAUGGCCCCUAUGAACUAUUCUACAACGAAAAUUACACGGAACCGGAAAUUUUACCAAACAAUUACGCUUAUCCUCAAAACCAACGCCCGUUCUCUGCCAGCUCAUCAAGCUGCAGUUCAAUAGAAAGCUCGGAGAUCGCAAAUCAACAAUACAAUUACACCAAUUUGAUCUCUUUCUAUGGACACAACAGUCAAAAUCAAAAUGGUAGACCUUUACAGGGUAAUUUCGGCGGGAACUUCACCAAAAUGGCGCCGAGUCCUACAGUACAAGAAGGCGCGUAUACAAGUGUUAUAGUUGACAAUACUCAACAGUUUCAUCAUCAUGGCGGAAGCGUUAAUGAAUUUGUGCACUGA
Molecule: messenger RNA, 1653 nt
Organism: Parnassius mnemosyne (clouded apollo)
Lineage: Eukaryota; Metazoa; Arthropoda; Insecta; Lepidoptera; Papilionidae
Source: the annotation of a GenBank genome assembly